This is a messenger RNA of Perca flavescens (yellow perch), 2560 nucleotides long. Its product is annotated as Golgi reassembly-stacking protein 1. The record is from RefSeq and is a predicted model, not a curated record. The transcript has 9 exons. Bases 164 to 1381 code for a protein of 405 amino acids. Gene Ontology annotation, cellular component: Golgi apparatus. Gene Ontology annotation, molecular function: protein binding. Gene Ontology annotation, biological process: Golgi organization. Lineage: Eukaryota; Metazoa; Chordata; Actinopteri; Perciformes; Percidae.
GUGGCUGCGGCUGUCAACCUGCCUCUGCUCCUGUUGUUCUUGGCGCUAGCUAGCUUGGAUCAGCUGUGUAUCUUUCAGUAAUGACUUCUACAUUAACGUUACUCUACCUCAGUGGCAAUUAGUCAGUCAUAUUACGUAGCUAUAACGUUAACUGUUGAAGGCAAUGGGGCUACCACAAAGCUCGUUUUUGUCAGAUGGGGGAACUUGUAGUGGAUAUCAUGUCCACGGGGUUCAAGAGGACUCCCCAGCUCUGAGGGCUGGUCUGGAGCCCUUCUUUGACUUCAUUCUCUCUAUAGGAAAUACCAGACUUAAUAAAGAAAGUGACUUGCUGAAAGACCUUCUAAAGGCCAAUGUGGAGAAAGCGGUCAAACUUGAAGUGUACAACUCUAAAACUCAGCGGGUGAGGGAACUGGAGGUGAUACCCAGUAACAUGUGGGGUGGUCAGGGUCUGCUGGGCGCUAGUGUCCGCUUCUGCAGCUUUGAAGGAGCCAAUGAGAACGUUUGGCAUGUCUUGGAUGUGGAAGCCAGUUCUCCUGCAGCGUUGGCUGGCCUUAUUGCUCACGAUGAUUUCAUUGUGGGAGCUGACCAGGUGUUACAAGAUUCAGAGGAUUUCUUUUCUUUGAUUGAAGCCAACGAGGGGAAACCUCUGAAGCUGCUGGUGUACAACACACAGACUGACAAUUGCAGAGAGGUAGUGGUGACUCCAAAUGGAGCAUGGGGAGGAGAGGGAAGCUUAGGCUGUGGCAUUGGCUAUGGCUACUUGCACAGAAUCCCAACUCGUCCAGCUCACCCUAACAGCCAAAACAAAAAUGUUCUGCAGUCUACAGCGAUUGACAGCAGCGAUGAGCCGGUUGCAAGCGACCACACUGAGGCGCGUUCAGUGGAUGCAUGGAGCCCCUCUAGCAUCGGUGAAAUAGAUUUGCAUCAAGUCGAAGGAGCUGUGAAGGACUUGUGUGUAUCCUCGUCUACUCAGCUAGCUGUGGACUUAGAUAUUUCCAACACAACCGAAGCGAUGACUCCAGACUUGUCAGACAUGGUUUCCACCAAUGACAUGGGCCAGAGCUCCAUGUUUGUUAAUUACGGGGAUGACUCUGGAGAUCAGUGUAGCUUUGAUACCUCAUCUGUUGACCAAAGACCUUCCUCUCCAGAGAGGGAAGAAGACUCAGACAUCCAGGAGACCGAGCCGGAGGGUGUUAUUGACCGGGUCACUACUACUUCUCCGAGCAGAGAGACUGCGGAUUACCUUACAGGCCUUGAAGUCACCACAGAGAACCUGAGUGACGCGAGUAUCCCAGAGGUGCAAAAAACUAGUUCUGAGCCCUUAAGCUCAGAGAAUACAAUGGAGGAAGAGACAUGGAAGACUGCUGCAUGUGACAGUUAAGAAGACCAGAGUAUAAGUAACCUGUUUAACUCCUAACUGACGCUAGUUGCAUUAGAGGAGAUUUAGAGCACACUAGGAAACAGAAAGCUUCCCUUAUGAAUGUAGUUUGCAUCACUGGAGCCAUGUUUUCAUUUCUAAGAGUUUAAUUUAUAUCCAGGUUUCAUUGCUGCAUGUUGAAUUGCACAUUUAAGAGAGAUAGUAUGUUGACUGGAAAUAUGGUUAAUACAAUAUGAAUGUACUCUUUAAUUUAGGCAUUCUGUAUGUCUCGACUUCAUGCAGCAUGGUGCCUUAGUGGAGUCUUAGAUGCUGUUAAAAGUCAUCCUAGUUUGCACUAAAAAGCCAAAGGGGAAUUAGGGCUGGGCAAUAAUUCAAUAUGAUAAAUGUAACUUUCGAUGGAAUCCUAUUGUGAUGAAAUCCUAUAUCGAGAUAUACAAUUACAGUGUCUAAAUUGGUAAUAACAAGCACAUACUAACUCAAUUUUCACAUAAAAUCUGUUGUGAAACAUUUUGAGGUAAUAUCAUUUGAAGAUUAGCAAAUUUGUUUUAACAUCACACUUUUUUUUUGGAUGCAUGUCAACAUAGUAAGUAUAUAAUUUCACUUGAAACUGUUUACCACAUUAUUAAUGACAAUCUAAAAUCUCAUUCUAAAAAAUAUUUUGUGGAGGCACCAAUUGUCAAUCCUACAAUAUUGUCGCAAUAUCGGUAUCCAUGUAUUUGGUGAAGAAUAUCGUGAUAUCUGAUAUUCUCCAUAUCGCCCAGCCCUAAGGUGAAUAAUAUGUUCUCACCAUUAUAACCUGCAGAAUGGUUUGUAACACUGUUAGAAAAAGAAAGUUUGAUCUAAAGUUCCCACAGAUUCAUCAUGUGAUUUAAUUUUUUCAUAUUUUGGAAUUUUAGGUGGAUGUUUUUAUUUUUAAGAGUACACCUGAAAAAUAUUUUUGAAUCUCAGGCAGUUACCAUUUUAAGCCUCUUUGCCUUACGUCUCAUUUUAAACACCCGCCUUUCUUAUGUGUAGGUUUGCCUUUUUAUUGGUGUAAAUGAGUGAGCCGUGUUUGAUGCAGCUCUGUGAUUGUUUUCUGUUUUUUCUCUUUCUAUGGAUUUUAAUUAAAUUAUGUUUCAGAUUUUUAUGGAUGGACAAAGAUAUUCAAAUAUUCAUGAAAAUAAGAUGAUCAAGAUAAACCUG